Messenger RNA from Hirsutella rhossiliensis, 2505 nucleotides. Its product is annotated as fungal specific transcription factor domain-containing protein. The record is from RefSeq and is a predicted model, not a curated record. Bases 1 to 2505 code for a protein of 834 amino acids. Lineage: Eukaryota; Fungi; Ascomycota; Sordariomycetes; Hypocreales; Ophiocordycipitaceae. Gene Ontology annotation, molecular function: DNA binding; DNA-binding transcription factor activity, RNA polymerase II-specific; zinc ion binding. Gene Ontology annotation, biological process: regulation of DNA-templated transcription; DNA-templated transcription. The transcript has 6 exons.
AUGCCCGGCAUCCUCCCCAUGAAGGUCAUCAAGGUGGGCAACAGCGCCCAGAGCCGCAUCGCCCAGUGCGCAAACGUCGGCUUCGAGUGCCGCACCAGCGACAAGCUGAGCCGCAGGGCCUUUCCGCGCGGCUACACAGAGUCGCUCGAGGAGCGCGUUCGCCAGCUCGAGGCCGAGGUCAGGGAGCUCAAGGACCUGCUCGAUGAGAAGGACGAGAAGAUCGACAUGCUCUCCGCCAUGGAGGACUCUUUCCGCGUCCAGGCGCCUCCGCUGCUCCUCGGCGUCGAGAAUUCGGACUCGUGGUUCAUGGGCCCGUCCAGCGGCCGAUCCCUCAUCACAUCCCUCAAGCGCAAGCUCCAGGAGGCGGGCAAGCCGUGCACCGACUUCAACCCCGACGCCUUCCUGCACGUCCAGGGGUGCCCUCCCCUGACGACGCAAGAGCCCGACCAGUCCUCGAGAAUCCCCCCUCGCCUCUUCUCGGACCGCUGCGUCAACGUCUUCUUCCAGGAAUGGGCCCCCCUCUUCCCCGUCGUGCACAAGCCGACCUUUCUUCGCAUCUACGAGGAGUUUGUCGCCAGUCCGGAAAAGGUCAAAUGCAACUACAAGCUCGCCCAGCUCCAUCUCGUCUACAGCAUCGCCGGCCUCUCGUCCGAGUCGCCCGACCACCGCCAAGUGGCUGCCUGCGAGAAGCAAUGGACCAGGGCUCUCGAGGCCCUGCUUUUCCAGAACUCGAUGAACACGCUGCAGUGCCUCAUCCUCGCCCUGCUCUACUGCACCAUGCGCGGCGACCACCAACGCCUGCAGCACUACAAGUCGAUUGCCGUCGGCCUGUCGCACCGCCUCGGCCUGCACCAGAGCCAGAGGCGCUUCUCCUUUGGCGCCUUGACUCUGGAAACGAGGAAAAAGGUGUUUUGGACUCUCUACACGCUGGACUGCUUCACGGCAGCCACCAUGGGCUUGCCUAAGCUCCUCAAGGAGGACAUGGUUGAAACCGAGUAUCCGUCCGACACGGACGACGAGUACAUCACGGAAAAGGGCUUCCAGCCGACCCUGCCGGGCGAGUCGACUCGUCUGUCCAGCGCCUUGGCCCUGUUCCGGGCUUCACGCAUCCUGGCCCGGGUCCUGGAGAAUCUGUACCCCACGUCGACGAACCACGACCUCUCCCUUCAGAAGCUGAGGAUGCUCGAGGGGGAGCUGGAUGCUUGGUACGCGGAGCUGCCCACGCACCUGCGGCUCAAUUUCGUGCAGGACAAACCCUCGACCGAUGUCACGGGCAGUCGUUCGCCGCUCCUGGCCUUGACUUUUUACUACAUCCGUACUUUGAUUUACCGUCCUGCCGUUGGAUCGACUCUGGGCCCCAGGGCGGCGCCCGCGCUGCUCUCGAUUGCCGAGUCCAGCAAGCACAUGAUUCAGAUCACGCAACUUCUCGAGCAACGCAGCAUGAGCUUCUCGUUUUGCCUCAACAAGUCCGACCUCUUGGCCGUCUGCGGAGCCACGCUGCUUUACCAGAUGGCGGACCUCAAACAGGACAGCAAGCUGACGCGUGAGGUUGGGCGCCUGAUCAGCGUGGUCAUCAGGACCCUUGUCGGAGCCAAGGCGCCGGGCUCUCUCGACCUCGAGCGGGUGGCGCGAUCGCUCGUAUCUGUCGACACGGGCACCAACUCUUUGACCACGCCGACUCGUCAGGGCUCCAUGCCCGCGCCCUCGUGCCCGGCGGCGCCACUGUCCAGGGCCAUGAGCAACAACUCGGGCUUCCAGCACUGUCUCGCAGGCGGGGGACACGGGCUCCAAGCGCAGGACAAGGCGCGGCGAAUGACGAUGCCAUUUGUGUCGGCGCAGGGGGUCGAGGUCCACCGUGCUCGAUCGCGGCCGUCGUUUGACAGCGUCUCGCCAAGAGACAAGACGGGCAUGAGCAAUGCCGACUCGUAUCGUCUGUCUAUGGCGCAACCCUCGAGGGCCGCAUCCCGUUCGAUACCGAACCUCGAUUACUUGUCCCUCAACAACACGCCGUCGCAGACGCAACCCCCGUCACCAACGGAGCUGGCGCGAAUGCAGGCGGCAGGGUCUGUCCGGUCACAAGUCGAGCAGAUGCUGACGGGCGGCGGAGAAGGCACGGGGAAGAUGUCGUGCGUCUCGACAUCGGACUGGGAGGCGCUGCUCGGGUCCAUGGACGGCGGGCUCAACAACGUGUACGAUGCCAUCUACGGAGGCGCGAGCCUAAUCAGCGAAGCGUCGCUGCCGGGGAACCACACGCCUCACGUCAACGACUGGUCUCCGGACUCGUGGGACCUGAGCAACUUCAGCCUGGGCGAGCUUGGCAGAGGCGGGCGGGGCGCGCCGCAGAGCGUGCUGAGCACGAGCGACGAAAGCCUCAGCUCGGGAGAGGAAGUGGCGCCGUCGGAGCUGGGAUUGAGCGUGGGAAGCGUCGAAUACCACAAGCAUCUGGGGAGGAGCGGGAGCGGCGACUCGUUUGGCACAGACGGGGGAGAGGGUUUUCCGUUGUGA